This is a messenger RNA of Eriocheir sinensis (Chinese mitten crab), 936 nucleotides long. Its product is annotated as corticotropin-releasing factor receptor 1-like. The annotation marks the transcript as partial. The record is from RefSeq and is a predicted model, not a curated record. Gene Ontology annotation, molecular function: G protein-coupled peptide receptor activity. The transcript has 6 exons. Gene Ontology annotation, cellular component: plasma membrane. Gene Ontology annotation, biological process: adenylate cyclase-modulating G protein-coupled receptor signaling pathway; cell surface receptor signaling pathway. NCBI's taxonomy places the organism in Eukaryota, Metazoa, Arthropoda, Malacostraca, Decapoda, Varunidae.
GAUUCCUCGCUCCUGGACCUCAACACGGCGGGGUGCAAGGUGCUGGUGGUGCUGACGAAAGGGUUCAGUCUGGCUGUGUGGACGUGGAUGCUGGCGGAGUCUCUAUACCUGCAUCGCCUAAUCGUGGCUGCCUUCAGGGGCGGCGGCAAGACAUGGCUAUACGUGAUGCUGGGAUGGCUGCCGGCCUGGGUGUUGGUUGGGUCCUGGGCGGCAGCGAAGGGAGUCCUCGAAGACCACGCGUGUUGGCUACAGGACGACCCCGCUACCAGCCACAAGCUACAUCUCAUACUCGACGUCCCCAAGCUGGUCAUCCUUGUCGUCAACACGCUUCUUCUGGGUAACAUGACGAGAGUUUUAAUGACCAAACUUCAAGGAGUGAACGCCGAUCACGCCACGGCCACCAGGAGCGCCGUCAAGGCCACCAUCUUCCUCCUGCCCAUGUUUGGUCUCCAGUUCCUCCUGACGCUCUUCCUGCCCCCUCCCUCCUCCUCCUGCACCCUCGCUCAGGUGUAUUUCUUCGUGGCCACGGGGCUGGACGGCUUGCAGGGGCUGUACGUGGCCGCCGUGUACUGCUUCAUUAACAAGGAGGUAAAAAUGCAGGUGCGGCGAUCAGUGUACCGCCUCAAGGGUCGUCUGUACCACGCCCACGACUUCUCAUCCGCCGCCCACGACCCACGCACCGAUGUCAGCCUGCUAAGCACCUCCCACGCCCCUACGUCACCAACCUUCAACACCACAGCCACCAGCACCACCUAACCACCACCACCACUACCACCUAACCUCCCAGGCCCCUUCAACACCACAGCCACCACCACCACCACUACCAGCUAACCUCCCAGGCCCCUUCAACACCACAGCCACCACCACCACCACUACCAGCUAACCUCCCAGGCCCCUUCAACACCACAGCCACCACCACCACCACUAUCACCUAAC